AAAGCAACAGUAUUAAGUUAAACCAAUUGGGUGUGAAUGUGAUCUGAAGAAGUAUAAUCAUUCGUGAUACAACAUAAAGUGACUGGUAUUGUAAACCGUUCAUUAGUGAUUCAUAUAAUUGGAAAAAAGUGAAUCAAAAUGCAGGGAUUCCGCAACUACGCUAUGGAUGCAAUUCAACACCGUGAACAGUCGAUAUCUGUGGAUUUACUCAAUGCACAUCAAUACAAUUCUAAAUCUUCGCCACCACUAUCACCACUAAGUGACUGUAACAGCCCACCAUCAGAGCACAAUCAACAACAGGCACCACUGGACCCAUCUGUUCGCCGGUACCGAACCGCUUUCACUAGAGAUCAGCUUGCCCGACUUGAGAAGGAGUUCUACAAAGAAAAUUACGUCUCUCGACCACGGCGAUGUGAACUAGCCGCUCAGUUAAACCUUCCGGAGUCUACCAUUAAGGUUUGGUUCCAGAACCGUCGCAUGAAAGAUAAACGUCAACGCAUUGCCGUUGCCUGGCCAUACGCUGCAGUAUAUUCUGAUCCCGCGUUCGCUGCAUCGAUCCUGCAAGCGGCGGCAAAUUCCGUCGGAAUGCCAUACGGAUAUCCACCAGCUCCCAUGCUGCCCCAGAUGCCAGUUAUACCACCUCAAAUGCCGACGGCUACCACUAGUCAUUUUUCUUAUGGCUACCGGUAUGCUCCCUAUCCGAUUCCACAAAGAAACACGUCGCUGCAAACCCCACCGUAUCCAACGACCGCCGCUGCAAUGCUUAGUACUAUGCCUCAAGGAUACACACCGCUAUCCAUUCCAAAGCCGCACACUCCCCCGCAUGAUCUUCAAAGUCCAUCAUCGCCGCAUUCAGCACUUUCGCUCAGUCCUGUUUCAGAUAAAUCGAAACUGGAUAUUUCUUCAUCAACUUCCAACAGCACAACUAGUCCGCUAAAGUCACUGAAUGGAUCCGCACAAGGUUUGCUCAUUACAGCUACAUUGACACCGAGCCAAACGAUUCUGACGCCCUCACCGGAGAAACCAAAACUUUUCAAACCAUACAAAUCGGAAUUGUAAUCAAUGCUGUUAGCUCUCACGGCCCUUUGUUCCCUUAGUUAUAUCAAAUGAUUCGAUAUUAUUUGACAUGCGCAGUACCUUGUUAGAUUCUCCCAUUAAUGGCGGAGAUGGUGCCAUUUAUAUUUAUUAGGAAUAUCACGUUAGACAUAUUUGGUUUUCUGUCUUUUUAUUACGAAAGUAUUUGAAUCCUCGAUAAAAAUCAACACUUUAGGAGAACUGAACAU
Malaya genurostris is the source of this 1283-nucleotide messenger RNA. It is a transcript of the gene eve, whose product is annotated as segmentation protein even-skipped. Gene Ontology annotation, cellular component: nucleus. The coding region runs from base 139 to 1059 and encodes 306 amino acids. The record is from RefSeq and is a predicted model, not a curated record. Gene Ontology annotation, biological process: regulation of transcription by RNA polymerase II. Gene Ontology annotation, molecular function: DNA-binding transcription factor activity, RNA polymerase II-specific; RNA polymerase II cis-regulatory region sequence-specific DNA binding. The transcript has 3 exons. Lineage: Eukaryota; Metazoa; Arthropoda; Insecta; Diptera; Culicidae.